This is a messenger RNA of Hylaeus anthracinus, 9922 nucleotides long. Its product is annotated as trichohyalin-like. The record is from RefSeq and is a predicted model, not a curated record. The transcript has 18 exons. Gene Ontology annotation, biological process: regulation of mRNA splicing, via spliceosome; regulation of cell cycle. Gene Ontology annotation, molecular function: RNA binding. The coding region runs from base 370 to 9000 and encodes 2876 amino acids. NCBI's taxonomy places the organism in Eukaryota, Metazoa, Arthropoda, Insecta, Hymenoptera, Colletidae.
UAGUUGCCGGCCUGUCGUUUGACUAAAAUGUCUGACGCUUUUCACGCAGUGGCUCCGUUUGACUUGGACGAGCACGGAAACAGAACAGUAGAAUUAAAAAGGUUCACGCAUUUGAAAAGUUCCAACCUUGACGCGCGGAUUGUAACGUCGUUUUUAUCACUGGCAUCAUGUAUUCGUUGGUUACUUAGCGUUUACCACGGAAGUCUGAUGUACAUUGAACAGGAAAAAAUGAUACUUUCAUCUAUGCUUGUGAUAGUCGCUUGAAAGAAUAACUGCUUGCAUGACAAGGUAAGACCUUGUCAAUGACAGAGACAAGUAUAGCAAUUUAAUCUUUGUAAAGAUAAACUGGUAAAGAAAAAUACUAACACGAUGUCGCAGUCAGAAGAUGCUUAUGCUCCGGAGGAGCCGACACCAGACAUUCCGAUAUCUUUGCUUGACAUACAAAUGCCAGAAACACCAGAUAGUACAAAGGGUCAAGUCAGUGAUGGAGACACACCCCGACUGGAGAGUCCUAAAAUGCUUAAACCUGUACUAGGGAAAGUGCAAGCGAAAAAGAGAUUGAUGGCAUUCGUCAAUAAGUUUAGCAUGCUACCAAAGGUUUCGAAUAAAUCCAAUUUACUACAAGCUCGCUCUGGGAAAAUGUCUAAGAGUAAGAUUAGCGACGACAAGUCUUCGCAAAAUGAAUCUAAUGCAGGGUUAAGUAUGGACACGGAUUCUAUACAGCAGUUUCAUACGCGUCAUUCGGGUAGUGGAAAAUUAAAGAAAAAAACAGAAGGAAAGAUACUGGCCAUCGAGGAAAUUAGACGAGAAGAGUCCAAAAGUAAAAUGCUACUGGCAGAAGCAAUGGCCUCAGCUAGUUUAGAAGAAGAAAACUACGUGAAUAGGAACGGGCAAAAUUUAUUAGAAAAUGUAAAGGGUAUGAGAGAGAGAAAUAGGCAUGAUGAUAUUAGCGUUUCUCGUAAAAGUACUUUAAAGUCGAUGAUGGACAGCAAAUAUUCCGAAAGAAGGCGAUACGGUAGAGAAGAACGAAGAGAUAGCAUGAGUAGAGAAACAAAAGAUUACAAUGGAAGCAAGGAACGGUAUUAUAAGGUCUCCCAUAAUAAAGAACAUCGUAAGAAAGAGAAAGAUAAGAAAGAUGAGAGAGAUAAUAAACGUGACGAUACUAACAAGUAUGACGAAAAUCGAGAUAAGCGGGACGAUGAAAGAGAUAAAAAAGAUAAUGAAAAAGAUAGGUGGGAGGAUAUAAAGGAGAAAAAAGUAACAAGGGAGAAAAAAGAAAAUUUUAGGGAAAAAAGAAGUGUUUCGAAAGAGAAAAGUUCCGAAGUUAGAGAGAAAAAAGAGAAGGACAAAGACAAAGAGAAGGGAAAAGAGAAGGAUAUAACAAAUUUUUCUUCGUGGGUGGAGCUAAAGAAGUGUGGAAUUACGACGGAUGAUGUUAUUGACAUUAGAAGACGCGAUUACUCGGAACGAUCGACGAAGAACAGAAUAGCCGAGGAUUAUUUACGUUACUUGGAGCAAAUGUUACUAUUAAACGACUAUCGUUUAAAGCGAUACGCUUUCACCGCUGAAGGACUCGAUGGACCUAAAGAAUAUCCUCCCGAAUCGGUGAAAGUGACCAAACGAGGAAGGCCUCAAUUACUUUACUGUGAAAAUCCUCGUAUGUCGCUUUUCCUCAAUCGUCAACAAAUUCUUCAAGUCGUCCCUGCUGAUCGUCGCGAUAAGAUGCGGAAGAUAUGCGAAGCAGACGUUACACGAGAUAAUGCCGAUGAAGUAGAGAAGCCACCGCGCGUCCGUCAUUGGUAUCCUAAGGCAGGCAUGUCCAAAUUCAGCGAAAAGACCAAGUGGCAGUUCCCCAUCAGCGUACAACUUCCUAGGUCAAAAUGGGACAGCGAAGAUGAAGAUAGAUUAUCUAACGACACCGAGAAGGAACAACGGACUGAAGUAGAAUUAAACGAAGCUACUUCGGAAAAAGAGCAAGAGUCUUUUUCUCCGUGUUCGGGCGUGGUAGAGGAGAACAUUAUCGCCAACAAAAAGACAAUUAACGAAGACAACGAAUCUUCCAGUAUCAAAGAAGCCGACGAUGACGGUAGACAAUCAACCUCUCCGUUGCUAUCAUCAGCAGGUAACGAGAAACUGGCAUCGGAGUACGAACAAUUUAUGAAAAUGGUUUGCACCGACAUAUCUACGUCGGAAGACUUCUCACCGAAAGCGAUUACAAUCAAAUCCGCUUCGUCGCUGAGCUACCACGACUUCAAUAUAGAAACCAAUUUACCGGAAGACAACACUUUUCCCUUUGUUGAUCAUAACACACCUGGAAAAUCGAAUAAAGUGGAUAAAAAUCAAACUGAGGAAAAGAUGAAAAGCGAUGAGAAUCGCCAAAAUGUGGUGAAUAUUUCGGAAGUUGUGGACGACCGAGCGUCUUUGAGCAGUUCUCGUAUUCAGGUAGAGGAAUGCGCGAGAAACGAUAAAGAAAUCCACGAGAAAAGCAACACUGACGAUUCUAGAUCGAUUCCCAGCGAUUGGGAAAAUGUUCAAAUCAAAGUGGAACGUCUCAGCGACGAGAAUUCUGAUUCCAGAGAGACGAAAAAGAAGAAAAGGCGAAAGAAGGUGAGUUCCAGUAGCGAGUCGUCCAGCACUACGAGUUCUUCAGAUUCCGAGGAAGAAGCACUGAGGAAGCGAAGGAAACGAAAGUUGUCGAAGGACAACUCAAGUUUCUCGGAUUCGGAGAGCAGCGAGAGCAGCACUACCACCACCAGCAGUAGUAGCAGCGAUUCCUCCAGCUCCGAUGACAAACGGAAAAAACGAAGAAAGAAGAAACGAAAGGCUGAGAAGCGGAAGAAGAAAGCGAAACGAAUAGCUAGGACGAAGAAAAAACGAAGGAGAAAAGUGAGCUCCGAUUCCAGCGACAGCGAGUCUUGUGAUGGCAAAAGAAAAAAGAAAGUUGCGGGCAAAAAGUCGAAACAGAAACGGGACUCUACGAAAAAACAGAACAACGAUGACUUGAUAAAAGUUGUUGAAAAAUCAUCCUUGGAUUCUCCACUGUCGCAAAACGCGAAGUUACUGCGCCCACAUGUUCCAACGAAGAAGAUCAAGGAGGAAGCGAAGGUCGAAUCCAGAAAAAGGUCUAUCGAGAAACACGACAUUUGGGUGAAAGAGCAAGACUUGUCGCGGAAAGUGAUUUCCGACAACGUCGUGUGCAACAAAGCUCACAAGGACAAAGAGCAGUUAAGUAAAAUGAGCGAAAGGUACUUGGAGGAUUGGGAAAUGGAUCCUGUGACUAUACCGCAGCACAAGUCGGAGAGAGUAUCGAAAGGUGGUAUCGAGAAAAUGGCUGACGCAGAUGUGGAAGACCUCGAGAAGGUGGAAAAGAAAGACGAACGAAACAAAAAGGACGACCGAAGCAAGAAGGACGAACGUCUCAAAGAGGCGUGUUCGAGUAUUGGAGCGGAGAUCGUACAGGGAUCUAAGAAAAUCGAAGAAGACAACGACGCGAAGAAGAGGAAGAAACGGGACAAGGAGAAAAAGAAUAGUAAUGAAUUUCUAGCCGAUUGGGAGAAAGAGAGCGAACGAGUCUCGCAGAAUGUAGCGCAAGACGAGACAAAGCUUUCGAAGAAGUUGGAUAAGCAGAAGGAUAAGUGGGGAGAGACUGAAUUCGAUACCCUAAAUGUACUAUCUUUGACGCAGCUAGAAAGGGAAGUGAGCAAAAGGCAGUUGCUGGCGGAUGAGUGGGAAGUCGAUAGUCUGGAAGCUGCACCCGAUCUACCAGUCAGUAAAAAGAAAUCUACGCGCAGUUUGAAAAAAGUCGAGAAAGAAGUUCGUUACGAUAAAAAGACGGACACAUACAUCGCUAUAGAGAAAGAAACUUCGCGAGAAUCUAAGAAGAGGCAAGAUCGACUCUCCGCGAUGAGAAUUUGGGAAGAAGAACAAGAAGAAGGAGAAAAGGAAGCUAUGAUUCUUAUGGAGCAGAAGAGUAAAAGGAAGAGGGACGAAUGGGACAUCGAGGAGGAAUUGUACCUGCGAGAAAAAGAAGAGAGGAAAGAGAUCAUCGAAGAUAACGUUACAACGAUCGAUAUUCACAAAGAAAUAAUUGCAGCUAGCAACGAUAUGGAUACAUCAACGAAACGGGAUGCAAUUAUAGUUAAAAAGAACAAGAAGAGUCGUUGGGAUAUAGCGUCGCAAUCUGAAGAAAAGGUAGAGCUUAAAGCUCCCGUUAUGUGGGAAGAGGAAUGCGCCGAAUGGGCGAAUAUAAACAAUUACGAACGCAAAAGUGAUAAAGUAUCUUUGGAACAGUGUGAUUCGCUGCUGUCGAAGAACAAGAUAAAAGUCGAAGACGCUUGCAUCGCUGAUCAGCAAUCCAGAAAGUCUAUAUCCAAGAGUUCAGACAUCAUUGAUUUAUUCUCAAGAAAUUCUCAAGACGUAAAUUUGCUAGAAUCAUCUUGGACUGCCGAGGAACUCGUGAAAAGUAAAUCACGAAUAAAAAGUUUAGAAAGUAGUUCCCAAAGGGAUACAUACUUGGAGAAAAUUAAGGGACGAACGCCUUCGCCAGUCGUGAAGGAACAUCGGGUUGUAGACAAACUGAAAGAUUUAUUUGAAAUGGAUGUGAAGUUAACUAAAAAGAAUAUCGAAUUGUAUAGUCCCAGUUCUCCUGCACCAUCUCAAAAAUCCGAAGAUAUGGAAACAUUCGACAAAGGCCGCUCGAACUCUUUGCGUCUCGGAGAUGGACUCUCUCAGGAUAAGUUGAAAAAGGAAACCUGUAUUAUGUCUGACGAAGAUUCUAUUUCCGUUGGCAAUAUUCCUCUUCAGAUAAAGUAUCGCGAAAACAAAUACCCGUUGUCUACAGUGCCGAAAGGAGAGUUCGAGGAGCUUCUAGGUGUGCAAACAGAGGUUCAAACGACUCCGAAAAGAUUCAAUGCGGCCAAAGAUCCUGAAGCUUCGCCUAGUAUGCUUUCAAUCAACGAACCGUGCCCCGAUAUGAGUAAUUACAAAUCCCUACGAAUGGACAUAUUCGCCGAGUACGAAUCCGAAGAGUCUCGAAGCAAGUUGAGUCCGAAGACCAUCGAGGUGGUAUCCUCUACCAGCGCAAAAGAGGAGGAAUCAGGUGAGAACAAAGCAGCUCUGAAACUGAUACCCAAACAAUUACUGGUUAGACGUAACGAGCGUGGAAAAGCAAAGAUGAUCUCUGACAAUCCCAUGCAACACGCCGCAGCUCUUUUGACGAUCCAGAAGAAGCUGCGCGAGGCUCAAGCCAUGAGACCUGACAGCAGCGUACCCCGCGCGGAAUCUUUGAACGAAUUCAAGAUCGAAUGCGACAAACAGGCUGAGAUACCUGUUUGCAACGUUGUUUCUACCGAACAGACUACUCUCGUUGACGUCAAAGUCGACUCGAAAGAUUUAUCGGUGAAAACUUCUAUUAUAACCAAGUCGGAAUCCCCAGGUUCGGUGAAGCACGACGCCGAUGAAUAUAAAUCGAACAACAGAGGGUCUGAUAAAGCAGAGGAGCUUAAGAAGCCGAGGUCCAGUGGCAAGGACGUCAGCGACACGGAAACACAGCUUCGAUCACCGGUCAGAGAACAGAGGAAACGAAGCCCCGACAAGAAGGACAACGAUAAACGAAUCAGCGAUCGUGGCAAAGAAAGGAGAGAGAAAAAGUUGGACGACAGAGAUAGAAACGACAGAAGGGAUGGCAGAAGCUCGAAACAAGACUACCCUGAAAGCAGACGAAGGUUGAGCCCCUCGAGUGGUCGCAACAGGAAGAGAAGAAGCGUUAGUCCGCGUACAUCCUGGGAGAGAGAGAGUCACAGUCGUAGUUGGAGCAGAAGCAGGAGUAAGAGUCCGAAGAGGAAGGACGAAUCGAUCGCCUCUUCCAGUAGAGAAAAACGAUCGAUCAGAAUCGACGAGGAGAGAUGCGGUCGAUCUAGAGCGGAGGAUAGAAGGGAAAGAUCUACGCGAACUCCUCCGCGAUCCAACACUGCCACGUAUAGCAAAGACCACUUUAAAAAGUAUGGAUCCACCAAAGGAGAUCGCGACGAUUGGAGUAGGAGAAAGUACGACCCCAUAGAAAAGGAUCGAGAGAAAGAAGGGAGGUCAUACGAUCCUAUGGAGGUGCUCAGAGAAAGAAACAUAGAUCCUGACAGACACAGAGAGGGUAGAUCUCGAGGGGAAGAAAUCGAUCGAUCCUUUUGGCCUUACGAGUCCGAAAACGUUCUACGGGAUGGAAACGAAUCGUUGGACUCUUACCCGAAUGGUCAAGGUUUGGAUCUCGAUUACGAAGAAAAAGCGUACUAUAGAGACGACAGUAUGGAAAGAGAUGCUUCGGAGGGUCCCCUUCGUUCUACGACAAAGAUCAAGCAAAGAAGAAGCAGAUCCAACACGAGACGAGACAGACAAUGGGAGAAAGACAGGGAUUCGUUAGACUUAGAUAGACACGGACAUGUUCGAAGAACAGAGAAACUACCACCGUCGAGAUGUCGUUCUCCGCCAAGACUACGACGUUCACCGCCCAGAAUAUCGCACGAUCGCUUCAGACGGGGAUCUAGAUCGCGAUCGAGAUCCUGGUCAAGAUCCCGAACGAGGUCUAGGUCUAGAUCAAGAACUCGAUCACGAUCUCGAUCGACGUCGAGGUCGCGGUCGAUGAUGAGAUCCAGAUCCAGAUCGAGAUCGCGAUCGAGGACCAGAUCCACUUCCAGGUCGAGAUUAAGAAGUCCCAAUCACGGUUUAAGAGUAACAGAACGCUUACGAUCUUCUAGAUCACCCUCAGUGGGACGAGACAGAAUCAGCGAAAGUUCGAGGGAAAGAAAGGAAGAACACGAUAAUAGGAAAUUAGACACCUGCGCUGAGAGGGGUAGACGCAUAGAAACGAUUGUUCAGUCUGUAUCCGGAAUGUCUAGGGUUAUGGCUGACUCAGCCGUAUUAGACUCAGAAAUGCAUAUUGGUGGCAAUAUGGAAACGGUCGCAACUAGCUUCCAAUAUGCCAACGAGAACGAAGUUGGGAACGAGUAUUACUAUAGCGAGAAUAACUUAACCUAUCCACCGUGUAUCGACGAUUCAGCUACGAGUUCACCGAAACGUUUAUCUCUUGAUGAUAGGCUGGAACUCGAGUUAGGGAUUAAGAAACAACAGGACAACGCAGGAGCCAUGAGCGACUAUCCUGAUAAUUUCAAUUCCAACGUCUGUUAUCCUUCGUCGCCGCAACAGCAGAUGAUGUAUCGUCAGCAACCUACAGUGUUACAAGUGGGCAACGUGCUGCAAGUAGUACCCGCAGACUUCAAUGGAGUUCCUACUGCGCGUAGGGAACCAACGAAUUCCACGCCAGCUCCAAUCGUCCGCGGUUCUAGCCAGGUCGUGCGAGUAGGUAAUGUUCUUCAAGUUGUGCCGACAUCGUUAGACUGGAGUGGUGGACAGUCCUCGUCGGUCGACCAACCCGUAGGAAUGAUGUACUCUGCGCCAGUCCCACAGCCUUCUCCUGUACCUUCGGUCCCUCCUAUCACUGUACCUGUUCCAGUUCCAGUCCCCAUGCCAGUACCAGUUCCAGCCGUGAUAAACUCAUCGACGUCAGUGUCCACGUUAUCUCCGGUCCCAUUACCUAUCUCUGUACCCGUCCCAGUUCCGGUUCCAAUUCCGGUGACGCAGACGACGUUCCCCAGAACGGAAGUAGCACCUCCAAAAGCUCCAGUUCAACCCGUAUAUAAUUACGAGGCUAUUCUGGAAACUCGUCGUAAAGAAAGGGAAGAACGCAAACGAGUGCGCGAAAUGAGAAGGAAAGAAAAGGAACGCAGGCGAAUAGAGAGGAUCAAUCGACGCGCUCUUCGAUUAUUGGAGAAGAGUACUAUGCGUCAGUCGGACAGCGACGGCCAAGCGCAGACCUCGAGUCUGGAUCCAGCUGUCUUGAAAGCUCUUCGAGAAACCGAGGAACAAGCUGACGCUGAAGAGUCGCAACCCUCUAUUGCAGCUGUCGACAAAGAACAAGAAACACCAGUUGCUACAUUCUCCGUUCCAGUGGAAGAAGAGGAUAUAAUAGUUGUCGACGAGGAAGAAGAAGAGGAAGAGGAAGAAGAAGCCGAGGUGGAGGAUGACGAAGAAGACGAAGAGGAAGCGGAAGAUGACGAAGACGAAGAGGAAGAAGACGACGAAAAGUCUUCAUUGCGAUUAAACAAUCGACGAAAUGAAGUGCCCGAAGCUGUUGUAGCGUCGACGAGCGAAACAAGCAAUGUCCAAGUCGAUACAGAGUCCAUGGAGUGGCCAGACUUGCCCCCACCGCCUUUAAAGGGAAUUUUAGUUGCGCAAGGUUUCAGGAGAUCUUUGGUUCCUAACGGCAACCUGGAUGAACUGUCUACUCCCGAAAAUGAAAGCGAAGACAACACGGAUAAAGAAAGCGCGGAUGUAGACAAAAACAACGAAUCGAAUAAGGACGAUGUUGACAAUAAGGCGCGGAAAUCAAAGGCUCAAACCAAAACAAAGUCAAGGUUAACGAAAUCAAGCAAGAGGAAACAAAGGAGUAAAAAGUCAGUCCAGUUCGCGGACGGAAUCAAACCUGGCGAAGGCACGAGUCCUAGUGGCGGCGAAGGAGACAUGCCGUCUCCUCCGCCUCCAUCGUCUGUGAUUACCAGAGAUGGAGUUCGCGAAGUACGGAGGUCUAGCUCGAGAAAAAGUAGGAAACAAGAGAAGAGAACACGACCACCGAAGGCAAAGAAAAAAGUGAAGGUAAAAAUCAUAAAGCUGAAGAAGCCGCGCGUAACUCCGUUAACAGCGAUGAUGAUGGACGACUCGGACGAUCUGGACGAUCGUUCCCCUCCACCGCCACCUCCUGGUUCACCACCCCCACCGCAUCUUUGGCCCAGCUAUCUAUCCGCGUACAAUUCUACGACGCGACCUAUCGAAGUUCCAGCGGCAACGUCCACGACUUCGAAUACCGUUCAAGCUCCUCCUCCGCCCACUCCGUUACCACUUUUAAUUCCUCCUCCUCCUCUGAAUUACACGAUACAACCCUGUAGCAAGGCGUAAGGUUCACGUGUCAUCGAGCAACGUUUUUAGACUGAACUUGAAAAAAGGAAGUUCGUAAACGUAGGGUGGUCUCGAUAAGAAAGCGACCCGAAGUCGUUAGAAUUCUACGCAGGACUUAACGAAAAUUAUGUAUUAUUAUUAGUAACAAUUCUCAUCGAUUGUUCUCGCUUCCUGUAAAUAGCUUCACUCUUCGUGAUACGAUCGUCAUCCUCGGAAACGAAGAGUUCACAUGCGACCAAGUGUUCCAUUGCGUCCAGGUCUCGGCGUAUUCGUAUUACGUUUGAUAUAUUUUCGAUACGAAGAAAAGAAAAAGGAUCGAGUAUAAUGGAGAUUGUAAGCACGACACGAGUGUAAUUUAUAGCAUGGGACUCGGACUUUUACGACCGAUUGUUAAUAGGGAGUACAUUGUUGAAGAUGUAAGAUAUUACACGUGGAAGACGAAUUUAUCAUUGUAUAUUUUACUUUUAUAGUUUACCACGAACUGUCUUCAACCUAGACGUAUAGUUGACAAAAAUAUGGGUCUUGAUGCAAUUCCAUUUAUUUUAUUUCUCUGUUUCUUUUUGUUCGUUUCAGCUCGUUCUAUCUGUGGAAACAAAGAGUCUGUAUAUACACGGGGAUAGAUGCGAUUAGACCAAAUUUCGUAUUAAACGACGAAUGCAAAUAUAAAUUAGUAAAGUGAAGCUGAGCUUAAUCAACUAGUUCUCCAAAUUCUUACAUUCGUUGUACAUAAUCUCGGUCGAUCUUUGCUUAGCAUGGAUCGUUUCUUUUUACUCGGUGAAUGCCCUUCUGCUUUACGCAAAACUAUAUGUAUUUCUCUUCUUUAAUAAGAGAAACAUUCAACUGCCCGUAAUUAUCUGAAUUCCCAACAACUUUUUGAAAGGUAUCGAUUUGUAUUAAAAAUAAACGUAAUUCUUUUAAUAGA